AGGGAGAGGAGGAGACGAAAAUAUGGCGGCAUUGAGCGCGGGUCGGUCCGUCGUCAGCUGCUGCUUUCGAAAGUUACGAGUUUUGGAUGUGUGCUGCAAAAACUCUCGAUCGCGGCUUGACGUGAACGACCUGACGACUUUGUCGUUAAAAUGCCUGUCUUCGACACGGGGAGCAGAAAAGGAGUAUGAUGUUGCGAUUGUCGGCGGAGGAAUUGUGGGUGUAGCGACGGCCCGGGAACUCAUCCGACGCCACCCCAAGCUAAAGUUUGCCAUCAUCGAGAAGGAGAACAAGCUAGCUGCACAUCAGAGCGGCCACAACAGCGGAGUGAUUCAUGCUGGCAUCUACUACACUCCUGGAUCACUCAAGGCAAAAUUGUGCGUGAGAGGCCUAGAACUUUCCUACAAGUACUUCGACGAACAUGGCGUUCCUUACAAAAAGUGUGGCAAGCUGAUUGUUGCGGUAACACCUGAAGAAAUACCACGAUUGGAUGCGCUCGAAGAGAAGGGCAUCAAGAAUGGAGUCAAGGACCUGCAAAGGCUAGACGCAGAAGGCAUCAAGAAGGUAGAACCAAACUGCACGGGACUUCAGGCUUUGUGGUCUCCGCACACCGGGAUAGUGGACUGGGGUGAAGUGACGCAGUCCUAUGGAAGGGACUUCGUCAAGCAGGGUGGCGACGUCCUACUCAACUUCCCCGUCAAGAGCCUGGAAGUUGCUGCGGAAAGUCAGCGGUCUCCUGGCACUGGAGAAGGGAGCAUCACCCAUCCAGUCAGGAUUGUCGGCAGCACGGAGGCAGUUCGGUGCCGCUACGUGGUGACAUGUGCUGGCCUCUACUCCGACAAGCUGGCAACACUUUCUGGCUGCAACCCGGAACCCAAGAUCCUUCCAUUCCGUGGCGAGUAUCUGCUCCUCAGACCCGAAAAGAGCAACUUGGUGCGGGGAAACAUCUACCCGGUUCCUGAUCCUCGCUUCCCAUUUCUGGGCGUUCAUUACACUCCACGAAUGGACGGGAAUGUGCUACUGGGUCCCAAUGCUGUCCUCGCAUUUCGGAGGGAAGGAUACGGAUACUUCGACAUCAAUUUGCCCGAAUUGUUUGAUGCGUUGAGAUUCAGGGGCUUUCAGAAGUUAAUGGGAAAGCACCUGGCCUAUGCCAGCCAAGAACUCUACCGUGGAGUCUACAUCAGAGCGCAGGUGAAGCAGCUGCAGAGGUACAUCCCACAACUGCGUUUCUCGGAUGUCACCAGGGGACCUACUGGAGUUCGGGCUCAGGCACUGGAUCGCGAUGGAAAUUUAGUGGACGACUUCGUCUUUGACAGCGGAGAAGGAGAACUGGGUCAACGAACCCUUCACGUCCGUAAUGCGCCCUCUCCUGCUGCCACUUCAUCUCUCGCCAUCGCAGAGAUGGUUGCGGACAAAGUGGAAAGCACAUUCCAGUUGUGAUUGAUUUUCUAUUAGAAUUUCUUAGUCAAGAUAAUGGUUGUGGUUUCCUAUUAGAAUUUCCUAGUCAAGAUAAUGGUUGUGGUUUCCUAUUAGAAUUUCCUAGUCAAGAUAGUGGUGGUGGUGUUAGUUGAUCCAUUACAUAGGUUUGUGAAUAACACAUUCUUUGCACAAUUGGUGCAUUCUUGUGUAGCUAUACUCAGCGUCGACCAUUUUGUGCUAAGCACUCUCGAACAAGACGCAAGACAAGGCCAUGUGCUCAGUGCAGGGCAGUUCUGUAGAAGCGACACUAGCCUCAACAAUGUAGCAAAAAAAUUGCUGACACUGAGUAUAAUAACUAUAAAGUACAAAGUAAGGGCCCACCCAAAAUCGGGAGGUAAUCUUGAACAACCAGGGGAUGGGCGCUUGUGCGGUCCAAGAGCCAAAGUGCAGAAGGGGCAUUGACAGGGUGAGCUUCACCACCCUGCAACACGAGGAGGUUCAUUUAGGUCAGCAAGGUAGGCUCCAAAGUCUAGGGGAGGCACUUGGUAUAUCCUUUGCUUAGCUAUCAUACAUUUCAAAGGUAACAGGUGGGUGCUUAAUGUGACUUGGGUCCUUUCUUGGUAGUUUGUGAUAGUCUGUUACAGGUUCAGAUUAGUAGGAUGAGUUCCUCUCGCAGGUCCCUCCACACCUUCCACUUUAGCAGGGCGAACCAGCAGCUCUUAGAUUACGAGGAUGGAGUUUCUAUGUCGCCUACCGGAACCCAGAGCAGGACACCAAUUGUACACAAGUUCUGUGUCAGUGUUUGGUUGGGGCUUGUGUUUUUGUUGGAUUGCUUCUUUUUACCAUUCGUAUGUUGCAACAUACUCUCGUGAUGAUCAUUACUCUGUCGUCGUUUGUGAAAGCUAAUUUGAGGCUCCUGUUGUUCUUCGGUUGAUGGGAACAGAUUGAAUCAGUAGAUAGUGAGGCUUCCAGUGUACAUAGUUGUUGAUGAAGUGAAUAUCUCAGUGUGCCUUAUUACGUUACAGUGUCAACAACCUUGUGUCGCGCCAUCAAGGAGGGGCUUGAAAGUUGGGGAGAGGGAAAUGGAGAGAGAAUAAGAGAGUGUAGAAUUCUUGUUUCUGACGGGAGUAGACCUUUAGUUAAACCGUCUGACUACCUCUGAUUUCUUAAAUGGCAAAGCUAGGGAAACCUUUACUUUUCCCUGGCUCUAUUUUAUGUGAUUUAUCUUUCAUUCUUUGAACUGUUUAGGGCUCGUGUCAUGAACGAAUUUGGAAAUCCUGGCCAAAAAACUUUUUUUGAGGUCAUUCCAGUUGAAAGACGUGGGUGUUCGCAUAUGUAAAGAUAAACGAAGGCAUGGGCUGUUUGAAUGGGUGGGGUUCUUCUAUUGUACUGAUGCCUGGGAUGAUUGCUUUUGAUUUAUUUCUACAUUGAGUGCAAGCAUUUUGCUGCUUUAUCAGCUCAUUUGUGUGUGCGGCAUGUUUUAUAUGAAAUCCGGAUUCUUUGCAGCGAACAAAGAAGGGUGUGCAAUAAAUGCUAGUCACUGAUUCACGUGAUAUUCUUUUGUCCACGUGAUGUUGCAUUUUGUUUUGUUCUUAGCUCCAGUGGUAGAUCAUUUCUGUCUUGGCUAAAAAUUCUGCUAUUAGAAUGAUGCACAUGCAUUCAUGAAAUAACCCUUUGAGGAAACGAACGCCUCAACUCAAUAACUAACAUUCUCUCUUUUUUUUUCUUUUACAAGUGAUUUGAAUUUAGUCAGAAUAACAUCACAAAAAUUGUGACGCAAUACACGUGCACUCUAUGCAGUGAUAAAAGUGCCACGCCAUUGGUGCCAAAUUGCGUCAUGAAUGAAAUUUUGCUACAUCUUGCACCAAAAUCGCAUUUUUGCUAAGAAUUGCGCCAUACCUGCGAUGAGAUAGUAACAAAGCGAAAAAUUAAAACAUUUCAAUAUUCGUCAAUUUUGAUAUUCAUACAAGUAGUAGAAAAUAAAAAUGGUUCAAAUAUGUA
Ixodes scapularis (black-legged tick) is the source of this 3418-nucleotide messenger RNA. RefSeq names its product L-2-hydroxyglutarate dehydrogenase, mitochondrial (gene L2HGDH). The transcript has 9 exons. NCBI's taxonomy places the organism in Eukaryota, Metazoa, Arthropoda, Arachnida, Ixodida, Ixodidae. The coding region runs from base 23 to 1438 and encodes 471 amino acids. The record is from RefSeq and is a predicted model, not a curated record. Gene Ontology annotation, molecular function: (S)-2-hydroxy-acid oxidase activity; (S)-2-hydroxyglutarate dehydrogenase activity.